UACUUGGGGACACGGAGCACUGCGUUCGCCCUGGGUCACGCGGGAAGGAUGACUGCAGAGCCUCCAGUUGGCGCGCGGGUUCCGGGGCUGAGGGGCCCAAGGCGGUAAUCCGGCUGUGCUCCGGCCGCGCUUCCCUUGCCUUUAACAAGCCCCAGCAGUGGUCCGACGCUUGGCCGCAGCGGGAAGUCUUCGGAAAGAAAAGACCGGAACUAAAAGAUAGACACAGCGAUGCCCUCCCCGGACUCCGCCAGCCUCACACCCCUGCCAGCCCGCCGCCUGUAGUGCGCACCGCCUCUUCGCCAAGCUCCGCCCUGCGUCCACCCCAGGGGUUAACUCGGACGAGCGGUCGUGUGGCAGAGGUAGUGUGCGCCGUCCGGGGCUAGAGCAAGCGCGCCCGCGCGGCCGGGAGCCAUGCUGAGGAGCUGCGCCGCGCGCCUCCGCACGCUCGGGGCCCUGCGCGGGCCGCCGGGAGGCCGGCGCCUGCCGGGUAGGGAGCCGCGUCCCGCGCUGAGGUCAUUUUCUUCUGAGGAAGUCAUUCUUAAGGAUUAUUCUGUCCCCAACCCCAGCUGGAACAAGGACCUAAGACUGCUCUUUGACCAGUUUAUGGAGAAAUGUGAAGACGGCUCCUGGAAACGUUUGCCUUCAUAUAAACGUAUACCUGCUGAAAAGAUUCAAGACUUCAAAACCCAUUUGCUUGACCCAAAGCUUGUGAAAGAAGAACAAUUGUCACAGACCCAGCUCUUCACCAGAAGCUUUGAUGAUGGCCUGGGCUUUGAAUACGUGAUGUUCUACAGUGACGUCGAGAAAAGGAUGGUUUGCUUAUUUCAAGGAGGCCCUUACCUGGAAGGACCACCUGGAUUCGUUCAUGGAGGUGCCAUUGCAACCAUGAUUGAUAGUACUGUUGGUAUGUGUGCAUUGAUGGCUGGAGGAGUCGUCGUGACUGCCAAUCUCAACAUCAAUUAUAAAAGACCUAUCCCUCUUUGCUCUGUUGUUAUGAUAAAUAGCCAACUUGAUAAAGUUGAAGGAAGGAAAUUUUUUGUUUCCUGUAAUGUUCAGAGUGUUGAUGAGAAGACCCUAUACUCAGAGGCGACAAACGCAGAAGUUGAGGCAAACCUGGGAUUUGUAUCUGGGUCCUCCUGGCUUCAGAUCCCAAACUUCCAGCAUCAGGAUUCACUACCCCUCCACAAUGACCAACACAGAAGUGCGUAAAGGUGUGAUGGUGGGCUGAAUCUUCAGGUGGGAUCUGACGUCUAGAGAAGGUCCUUCCUCAUCCAGAAUGGCGAGAUGGGAAUCAGCCCGGACAGCACCACUCCAAAGUGCUGGGAGUCCCACGAUCCCAUGGGGAGCCAGCCAGUCCACAUCAGGGGAGCUCAGCACAUGUCCAAGGUGAUCUGAGAAGGGCUCCCAGGGCCACCCAAGACAAGGAGGGCUUUGGGAGACUUCUGGGAAUGUUAAUCAUCUUCAUGUUUCCUCUUAGUGGUUAACAGUAAAUGUCUUUGAACAAAA
This is a messenger RNA of Macaca mulatta (Rhesus monkey), 1506 nucleotides long. RefSeq names its product thioesterase superfamily member 4 (gene THEM4). Lineage: Eukaryota; Metazoa; Chordata; Mammalia; Primates; Cercopithecidae. The record is from RefSeq and is a predicted model, not a curated record.